AUGCAAAUGAAGAAGAUAAAGCUGGAAAUUCAUCAAAAUCACAGAAAAUUGUCAAUCAAUUCACUUCCAAAUGAUGUUUUGAUUGAGAUUUUCCAAUAUUUCGAUGAGAAUUCUUUAAGAUCUGCUUUAAAUGUUUGUCAAAGUUGGAGUGAAAUAAUCAAAUCCUCCUUAUCGCUAUCUAAAGAUUUAACAAUAAAAGUUCAAGAAUCAGUCAAAAAUGAUAAAAAUCUCUCAAUUCACAUUCCAAUUGAUGGCCUCAAAUACAGAAAACUUCACGUCAAAGGUCCAAUAAUUAAUAAUUCAAACUAUUUUGAGUUGACUGAUCUUCUGCACAAGUAUGGACACAAUUUUCAGCAUUUGAUUCUUGAAGAUUUUACAUGUGAUAAAAAAUUAUUUGAGAAAUGUCAAAAUGUAUCGAAAUUAAGAGUUCUUAGCAACUGUAAUGAGGAGUUUGUAUCAAGUUUUGAGAAUUUAACUGAACUAAUUCUCAACAUCGGUUCUUUAAGUACAAUCAAUAACUUUAAGCAACAAACUGUCCAGCUUAAAACGUUCAAACUUAAAUUAAAGCAAACAACUGAUCUCAAUGAAAAGGAAUGUCAAAUUUUGUACAAUUUCGUUCUUAGCCAAAAUAAGUUUUUGAAAGAAUUAUCAAUAGCUGGAGUUCCUAUCGACAGUCAGUUUAUUAAAGAAAUAUUUACAUUUGAAAAGUUGACUAAAAUUGAGUUGGAAAUUGACAAAGUUGAAGCUAAUCAAAGCAUUAUUAAAGAUCAACAUUGGAGGACUUUGAAGUUUAAGAAUCCAAAUUUAUCUUACAAAAGUUUCAUUUUAAAUGCUGCUAGUUCCUUUUCAAGUAAGUAGUUUGUGGAAUGUUUCCUAAAGCUAAGGACUCAUUUAAAUGAAGCUUAAUCAAAUGAGGUUCCCCUUAAACUGUGGAAAUUUGGCUCAUUUUUCCCCUAGUCCUUUAAGGGGCUCGUAUAAUUUAGGAGGGGGGUUGCAAUUUUUGACAAUUCAACCAAUAAAAGAUGGGAUGCGAGCAGUCAUUAACUCCUCAUGUUAGAGCCCUAAUGAUCGAGAGGAAGACAACAUGAUGGGGAAAAAAUUAUUAAUUCCCGACAAUUUCUCAUCAAAAUUUUUCCUCAUAAUAUUAUGUUCCCCUUGGCUGUGGUUGAAAAUUAAACUUUGCUGUCUUUUCACUUUUCAGAUAUUCAAACCUUAUCAGUUUCUUAUUAUGAUUCAGGAUCUUCACUGCCAUCAUCAAGAUCAAUUUUUGAAGAACUUUCGAAUUUUAAAUCUGGAUUGUUUACAUUUAUGUCGUCCAAAAACACCUCAGAUUAUUUUACAAAUCUCCAGGAACUAUCAAUUAAAAGAGUCGACAACGAAUCUCAACUUAAAAACUUGACAAAAAUUCUACUAAAUUGUCCAAAAUUGAGAAUUUUAAACCUCAACUUAAUCUCAAAUCGAGCGAAAUUGGAUCAAAAUUUGAUUAAAAUUGUGAAUUCUUGUAAAAGUUUAGAACAACUUCAAAUCAAUUCAUAUUCAGACAAGCUUGACAUCUCAUCAGACACCUUUGAUACCUUAAAAUCUCAAACCACAAACCUCAAAAAAUUGACAAUCAUAGUUGCACCUCAACAACUUCAAGAUAUGAAACUUAAAGCUAGAAAACUGAUAAACACAAAAAUCCAGACAAUCGUGAUGAAAAAAGAAAUUCAUCGGACAUGUUUGGACAGUCAUGAAAGGAAUCGUGAUGAAAGUGAUGGAAUUUGUAUUUUAAUUAAGUGAAUUUAAUGCCUGAAUAGGACAAGUCAGCUGAUAUCGUAAAACGAAUCAAAGUAAACAGGCUCCAAAGGGCAGGACAUGUAUUAAGGAGACCUGUGGAAGCUCCAUUAGUAAAGGUUUUCAAGUCUGACUUUGUAGAUGGCAAGCGAGCACGUGGAAGACCAAAGAACUCGUGGAAGGAGGCUGUUGAUAGAGACAGCAUUGCAUUUGGUAUAGGAAAUUGGCAAGCGGUAGCCAGCGAUAGAGCCAGCUUCCGGCGACAUUUGAGGGAGGCCAUGGAUCACAAUUGAUCUGUACGGUCAACGAAGUAAAGUAAGUAUAGGACAAGUCGGUUAAUCGAAUGGAAAUCGAACACCAAUCUGUUGUUACUCUGGCAUGGGACUGGAUUUGAAUCGAAGCCAGUACGACGCCAGCUUUGUGCCAGAUUCCUAUUCAAUUAACCGACUUGUGCUACUCGGAUUGGCCACAAUAGAAGCAGUUUGAUUAUUUUUUUGGUAAUUUUCAGACUAAUUGAUCAAGUAAUUGUUAUUUGGUCCUUAGAACGAUAUCCAAAGUAUACAGAAAUUCAAUUAAAGUUCACUACUCGGUCAAAAAAUCCUAAAAUCUUUCAUAACCUUAAAAACUUGUCCGAAACCUCAAAUCUUCUUCUUCUUUGCUGGCUGUCCAGAU
This is a messenger RNA of Chironomus riparius, 2445 nucleotides long. NCBI's taxonomy places the organism in Eukaryota, Metazoa, Arthropoda, Insecta, Diptera, Chironomidae. The record is from the annotation of a GenBank genome assembly.